This is a messenger RNA of Penicillium soppii, 735 nucleotides long. RefSeq lists its product as uncharacterized. The transcript is spliced from 2 exons. The coding region runs from base 1 to 735 and encodes 244 amino acids. The record is from RefSeq and is a predicted model, not a curated record. Lineage: Eukaryota; Fungi; Ascomycota; Eurotiomycetes; Eurotiales; Aspergillaceae.
AUGGGAUUCGACAUUGAGACUGCGCGCAUUACUGCAUUGCCUGAUGAGGCUUUCUACAUAUCGGAUUUUAUAAAUGAGGGAGAGGAGAGCAGGUUGUUACAAAAGGUUAAAUCAGCGCCUCUACCACGCUGGACCCAGCUCUCACGUCGCAGACUCCAGACAUGGCCUUCGGCACUGACAGAAAGCAAUGCGCUACUGGCAUCGCCACUCCCAGACUGGCUCAGAGACCCAAUCAUUGAGCCCCGCUUCAAUGAACUGGGCUUGUUCAAUGACGCGCCCCAUCAAGCACCCAAUCAUGUUCUGGUAAACGAGUACUGUCCCGGACAGGGAAUCAUGCCACAUGAAGAUGGCGCAGCAUACUUCCCCCUCGUCGCAACAGUGAGUCUGGGAGCACCGAUUGUGCUCGACAUGUACGACAAGCAUGCUCAAAAUGAUACAGCAGCCAAGGCUGGAGAUGCUAGGCCCAUAGAAAAUGGACCCCGGUACAGGAUCUUGCAGGAGAGACGGAGUCUGCUUGUUACAAGGGGCAAGAUGUACACGGAUCUUCUGCAUGGGAUUGCGGAAACGAGAAGAGAUGAGAAACUUGGUCCGGAGUCUAUCUGCAACUGGGAGCUAUUGCGAGACAAGGAAGCCUACCAGCAAGGAUGGUUCGAGCGCGAGACAAGGACGAGUCUCACGUACCGAGAUGUGCUCCAUGUUGCGAAGAUAGGGAAUACCAUGAAGUUUCUGAGAUAA